This is a messenger RNA of Cylicostephanus goldi, 774 nucleotides long. The record is from the annotation of a GenBank genome assembly. Lineage: Eukaryota; Metazoa; Nematoda; Chromadorea; Rhabditida; Strongylidae.
UUCCUUUUUUCUCAUACUUAUUCAACUUUGUAGGAAGUGCUGGCAUUCUUCUCCGAGCCGCCAACCGACUCCGAAGGCUGCGGGUUGCGACGGGUUGCUCGAAUCGGACGAGUAUGUCGCGACGAUGUUGGAGGAUUUGGGAAGCAUCAGCAUGAAUGGACGUCGUUUGUGAAGAGUCGCUUAGAUUGUGCUAUUGAAGGCAAAGAUCAAGAUACGCUCUAUUUCAAUCAGUUAGCAUCGGUCGCAGCUGGAGUACAUUUCCUCUACGGGGCUUUUCGAUCUCAACUAGCUGGUCUUGGCUCUUCGGCCAUUUGUGCCUACUCUCGCGCCACCAUCUCCCAUACAAUGGGAUCGGCAUUUCGCAAUAGGAAAGCAAAUUGCCCGAGGGCGAAUGAUACUUAUGAGCAUACCUACAUCCGAAACAACCCGCUAGUACCUACCAAGCUCUCUAACUCUCCGCUAUUUGUACAUUAUGGUAGUGACCGAUUUACAGAAAUUUUAGUGCAGGAAAACGUCGUGGACUUGGCUGGUCGCCAUAGUACGGUCUUCUUCAUCGCUACCGACCAAGGCAGAAUUUUCAAAGUCGUUAAAAAUGCAGCCAAAGCAGAAGCACGACAUGUUAGCUCUACAAAAGCAGUUGAGGCCUCAUCGCCUAUCAUUUCUCUUACGUCACAUGUAGAGCGGCGACCAAAUCAGCAAACAGCUAGAAGUCUUCUCAUUCUUACAACGACACAGGUAAAAUUUUGUACUGGAAAGAGUCUCGACAAUGUUUAG